Centruroides sculpturatus (bark scorpion) is the source of this 3617-nucleotide messenger RNA. Its product is annotated as focal adhesion kinase 1-like. Bases 85 to 3225 code for a protein of 1046 amino acids. Gene Ontology annotation, biological process: signal complex assembly; protein phosphorylation. The record is from RefSeq and is a predicted model, not a curated record. Gene Ontology annotation, cellular component: focal adhesion; cytoskeleton. NCBI's taxonomy places the organism in Eukaryota, Metazoa, Arthropoda, Arachnida, Scorpiones, Buthidae. Gene Ontology annotation, molecular function: protein tyrosine kinase activity; ATP binding. The transcript is spliced from 29 exons.
AUAAUACAAUUAGUAACUGGAAAAUUAUCCGAACAAGAUGGACCCCGUCCUUGUGAGGGCCUGUAUUCCAUUCGUUUAAGUCAUAUGCUCUCUGAAGAUGUAUAUUGGAUGCAUCCAGAUGCUACUAUGUAUCAAGUGAUUGAAAAAUAUAAAUCUUUUAAUUCCUUGGAUGAAUGGAGAUAUGAACUGAGGGUUAGAUACUUACUAGAGGAUAUCCAUGAAUUAUUCAAUAAAGAUAAAGUCACAUUCCAAUAUUUCUAUGAACAAGUGAAGAAUGAUUAUUUAAGGUUAGAAUCUGGUAUUGAUCAAGAUUUAGCUUUGCAACUCUGCUGUAUAGAAAUCAGGAGGUUUUUCAAAGAUAUGACUCAUGUAGCAUUAGAUAAAAAGUCUAAUUUUGAAUAUUUAGAAAGAGAUGUUGGCUUACAUAAAUUUCUUCCUUCUUCAGUAAUUACAGGAAAUAAGCCAAAAACUUUGAGAAAACUGAUUCAAGGACAUUUUAAAAAAUUUUCUUCCUUAAAUGAAACUGAUUGCAUGUUCAAGUUUUUGGAACUUAUAGGCUCAGUUAUGAAGUAUGAUAGAGAGACAUUUAAAUGUGCACUUGGAACUGGUUGGAGUGUACCUGUUGAGUUAGUUAUUGGACCAGAAAUAGGCAUCAGUUACUUAACUGAUAGAGCAGCUCAGCCAACACACAUGGCUAGUUUUAAACAAGUUCAAAACAUUCAAACACUAAAAACAGAUAAUGAUUCAGGAUGUAAAGCUAUUCUUCAGUUGAAAAUUGCUGGAGCUGUAGAAAUGUUAAGUAUAUCAUGUCCCUCUUUGUGUGUUGCUGAGAGUAUGGCAGAUUUAAUUGAUGGUUAUUGUCGACUUACCCAUGGUACCAAAGCAUCCUUUUGGAAUAGAAAAGUUUGCUUAUGGAAGGCUCGUUCAAGUCAAUCCACAUCACCAGAUGCAUAUUCACCAAGAUUAAGGUAUGGGUUAUCAAGAAAAUCAAGUGAUCCAGGUUCCUCAGACCAUAAACAUGGUUUUAAAUUUACAGAAGACUAUGCAGAAAUUGUUGAUGAAGAAGGAGAUUACUCUACUCCAACUGCAAGAGAUUAUGAAUUGUGUCGUUCGGACAUUACUUUAGCCGAUAUAAUAGGUGAAGGUCAAUUUGGUGAUGUACAUAAGGGAACUUACAAAUGGAAGGAAGAUCAGUUUAUACCAGUUGCUAUCAAGACCUGUAAAGUUGAAAGUGAAGAAUCUGUUGGUGAAAAAUUUCUAGAAGAAGCAUAUAUAAUGCAACAGUUUGAUCAUCCUCAUAUUAUCAAAUUAAUUGGAAUAUGUUCAGAAUCACCUAUUUGGAUUGUGAUGGAGCUAGCCAAACAUGGAGAGAUGAGAGCUUAUCUUCAAAAUAAUCAACAUAGGUUAGAUUUAUCUAUUCUAAUAUUAUAUGCUUAUCAAUUGAGUACUGCAUUAUCAUAUUUGGAAAGUAGAAAGUUUGUACACAGGGAUAUUGCAGCACGUAAUGUUCUUGUCUCUGCUCACGACUGUGUUAAAUUGGGUGAUUUUGGAUUAUCAAGAUGGGUAGAAGAUCAAUCUUAUUAUAAAGCUUCAAAAGGAAAAUUACCAAUUAAGUGGAUGGCACCCGAAUCUAUUAAUUUUCGCCGUUUCACUACAGCAAGUGAUGUAUGGAUGUUUGGUGUCUGUAUGUGGGAAAUUUUGAUGAUGGCAAGUGAUGUAUGGAUGUUUGGUGUCUGUAUGUGGGAAAUUUUGAUGAUGGGUGUAAAACCAUUCCAAGGUGUGAAAAAUAAUGAUGUAAUUGGAAGAAUUGAAAAUGGUGAACGGCUACCUUUACCCUCUCAUUGUCCACCUCGAUUAUAUAGUUUAAUGUCACAGUGUUGGUCAUAUGAGCCAUCUAAACGUCCUAGUUUUAAGGAAAUCAAACAUGUAUUGAGAGAAAUAUUAGAAGAAGAAAGAAGACAAAUGGAAGAUGUAAUGAGAAGAGAUAAUCGACGUGUUCAAGCAAUGUCUUGGGGAUCUUCAGGAUCUGAUGAACCGCCCCCAAAACCUUCAAGACAUUAUUUUGAUCGAGGAGGAACCGUUACACCACCACCAACUUCAACAUCAAAUUCUGUAGCACCGUCAACAUACAUUGUAGCACAGAACCCCGAAAUACUUGCUCAAUUGAUACAAGAAAAUGCAGAUAACAUGCCUCCCGCAUGGGCUUAUGUUGCACCCGCAUCACCAGCCAACACUUUUACGGAACAAGAUCCAGAUCAAACAGUUCAAGCAGAUCCAGAAAAAAUGGAACAAUUAAAACAACAAUAUUUAGAAAUGAAAUUACAAAAACAGCAGCAAGAAUCUGAAGAAGAUUCAAAAUGGUUAGCUGAAGAAGAAAGCCAUUUUAUUCCUGUUACUCCUAAAAAUAGGCUUUCAUGUAGUGAACCAUCUCAGAGUUCUGAUACUGAAAGUGUUGAAAUUGAUGGAUUGCCAGGAUCACCUAUUAGUGAUGGUGAUAGUAUUGAACCUCUAAAACCAUUAAAACAAGAUAUUUCUUUACCUAUUAAUAAUCCUGAAUUACCAAAUGGGCAUUCUGAAUCAUCACCAAAGAGAACAGAGAUUUUGGAUCCAGCUCCAACAGCUGACAUAGACAGGUCAAACGAUCCUGUAUAUGAAUGUACUACAAAUGUGGUCAGAGCAAUUAUGCAUUUGUCUCAGGGAGUGCAACAGAGUCGUCACACUGAAUAUUUGGAUCUAGUCAAACAAGUAGGAUUAGAAUUGCGGGGACUAUUGGGUAGUGUUGAUCAGCUUGUCACAAAUUUUCCACCAGAUACACAUCGAGAAAUUGAAAUGGCUCAUAAAGUCUUAAGCAAAGAUAUGGCUAAUUUAGUACAGGCAAUGAAAUUAGCUCAGAGAUAUUCUAGAACAACUUUAGAUGCAGAAUAUAGGAAGGGUAUGCUUUCUGCUGCUCAUAUUUUAGCUAUGGAUGCCAAGAAUUUAUUGGAUGCUGUAGAUUCCGUACGUGUUCAAAUUCGACCCAUUGUAAAAGAUGAAGAUGGAACUCCUGAUGGAAUGCCAGAAAUUGCCUCUGCCUGCCAGGAAGAGGAGCAAGUGAUUAUAUCUGAUGGAGUGAAAGAGAAACUUCAACAUUCUCCUACAGAAAUUAAUAGUACUACAGUUAAUCAUGAAGUGGAUUCAAAGAAAUCAAUUCCUCAAAUGACGGGUGUGAACUGUGAUGUCACCUGAAUUAUAUUUUUUCUUUAAUUUUGACAAGAAAGAUCGGGCCGAGAGAAAAUGGGACGGAGCGACCAAUUUAAAUCUCCAAUGUACAGCAAUUAGCACCCUUUAUCUUUAAAUGGUUCCGUCGUUUCAUGGUCAACAUCCUGUAUAUUGUAGGUAGAAACUAGUCAGUUUUCUUUCACUCUUACAUUUUUCCUAAAUUUUGUUGCCGAACAGUCAAUUACUAAUAAAAACAACACUCCAUUUAUAAUUGGUGCUGGUAAGUGCUGUUAAAUAAGAUAGAAUAAAACAGAAGAACAUGCAGUGUACUUUUUGUCCAAAGAUGCUAUUGGUAACAAUAAACAACAAAAUAAUAAAAACUAUUGUUUCUAAACAAUAAAAAAAUUAUAUAUAUAAUA